AUGACCUUAACACUGGCUCCUGGCCCAGCAGCAGGCCCCAGAGGUGUCCAGCAGCAAGCCCCAGAGGUGUCCAGCAGCAGGCCCCAGAGGUGUCCAGCAGCAGAUCCCAGAAGGUGUCCCGCUCCAGGCCCCAGAAGCACAACUCUGAAAAGCCAGCCCGAGUUGCUCAGUGCACAGCUCAGUACUGAAGCUGAGAAGCCCAGGGCUGGCCAGAAGAAGUCCACUGACUGCCUCAGGCUCUCGGGUGUAGUGUCUGAAUGCCUGGUAGCAGGAACAGAAGCCAAUGAUUGUCUCAGGCCAGCGUCUCCCACCUUGGGAGGUUUCCUAAGGGGACUCAUGGCUGCUGGGCCUCUUGGUUUAGAAAUGGAAUAGAGAUCCGUUAUGAGAGAAAGCAACUGAUUCCUGAAGAAGCAGUGCGGAAGUGCCUUCAACGUGUCCCAAGAUCUGAACAUCUAUGGAUUAAUGGUAGCAGAUGGGAAGGAAAAGGGUCUAUAUCAUGCUAACUUUGUGACAGUAACAGCUGCAGUAGCGGCAGCAGGAACAGAGUUGCCAUUUCUACCUCAGGGUUUGACAAACUGCAUAGGAAAUUCGAUGGAAUCUUGUGUGGACAUCACUGUGUUGAUAGAGUGCAAUUUUUCUCUAUAUGACAAAAAUAUCCCAAGAAAUGGAAAAUCUCAGAUAAUCCCUUUACUCUCGAACCUUUAAGAGCUGGAUCUGUCAUCCAACAGAAAGGUGGGUGCCUCUUCCAGAACCCUCCUCAGCAGGUUCCGGUUUUUACCAGCCCUGAAGUCAUUACUUAUCAAGAGUUGUGCUUUGGAAAGUGAGACUUUCACAGCCUUUGCCGAAGCCUCUGUUUACGUCCCUGCUCUAGGAAUACUUGACCUGUCUUGGAAUAAGUGUGGUAACCUGGAGCUGCUUCUUCAAACACUGAAGCUGUCACGGUCGCUCCAAGUGCUGAGGCUAAGCAGCUGCGCCCUGGUGACAGAGGACGUGGUUCUUCUUGGUUUCCUCAUGUGGACAAGCCAUCUAGCUGAGCUGCAGAAGCUUGACCCGAGCUACAACGACAACAUCUAUGACACCGGAUGCAUCUUCUGCCAAAACCUCUGCUUCCUCAAACAGCUAACAGAACUAGACAUCAGCCUCCGGCCAUCGAGUUCCCGGGGUUGUGGUCAAUGGUUUAGGCACUUAUUGUGUGCUGUGACCAAACUUCCUGUGGUCACUGAGAUAGGGAUGAGAAGAUGGGCUGUCCCAGCCUCGCAUGGGGAAGGAUUAGAAUGCUUCUCCCACACCUACAGAAGGGGCAUUCAGCUUGACCAUGGUGGGUCUCAGGGGGCUGCUUCCUAA
Molecule: messenger RNA, 1344 nt
Organism: Arvicola amphibius (Eurasian water vole)
Lineage: Eukaryota; Metazoa; Chordata; Mammalia; Rodentia; Cricetidae
Gene: Lrrc31
Product: leucine rich repeat containing 31
Source: RefSeq, a predicted model, not a curated record